AUGCCCAACGGCAUCACGGCCAUCAGUGCUGCGACGGAGCCUGGCGCCGUUGUCAGCCUGCUGGGGGUCAUAGUCAGCAUGAAAGAAGCACGCAGAUCAAGAGGCACCGACUGGACGUCAUGGGAGGCCCAGUCCAGCAUCACCAUCCGCAUCUUCAGACCAACAGUCGAAAAACUACCAAAAAUCACGGGCACCGGCGACGUUGCGCUUCUACGCGGCUUCAAGUUGAACUCAUGGAACGGCCAUGUCGAUGCAGUCUGGAAUAGACAAGCCUCUUCAUACUUCAUCUUCCCGUCUGCCACCAUACCCAGACUGGAGCUUAGCCAGCCAUACCAGGCCGGCACGUUGAGUCUGCCAUAUUCAGAUUCUGGGACCUUUGGCGCUAAAAGCCCCUCCCCGCACGAGCAGAUGACCGUCAUACAGCUGAAACAUCAGGCCUCAGGAUCUGCACAGCAAGUCAAGCAAUUCGCAGUGAAGAGCACUCUCAAACCCACUGCCGAAGACAGGCUAUCACUCGUGAAAGAUCUAGAAUUUGGCAAGUUCAAGGACGUCCGGGCGCAGGUUGUCAACAUUUACUACACCAACUCUGAGACUGUGGAAUUGAAAGUGACAGACUACACCGAGAACAAGGAUCUCUAUCUAUACGUAGAUCCUGAUGACGAAGACUACCGUUUUCAAAAGCAGGAUUGGAAAGGGCCGUACGGACAAUAUACUCUCAACGUCAUUUUGUACGGUAAUAAUGCGGUCUUUGCGCGUGAGCACUUGGCAGUUGGCGACUAUGUUUUCCUCAAAAACCUGCGGACGAAAAUGUCGCCGGCCAACAAAUUGGAGGGUGCGCUGCAUGAGGACAGGAUACGCCCAGAACAGGUUGACAUACGCAAGCUUAUCAGCCCAUUAGACAUUGCAGAGAUCAAGCAACGCAGGGACGCAUAUGAGAAGACCCGUACAAAGAAAACGGCUUUUGAACAACUACAGAAUGAGCCUACGAACCCUUCAGGCAAAGCACCUAUCAACAAGAAAGCGGCGAAGAGAGCUAAGCAGCGUCAACAGAAGGAACAAGAGCAGAAGGAAUUGGCAGAAAAGGCCGAAGAAUGGGAGGCGCAACGCAGCGGCGUCAAUGUGAAUAGUCAGUACCUUGGUCGUUCUUUUGAACUCACACUGAUUGAUACAGUCCGAGCUGCCUUUCCAGAAGCGCAGCUCUCGACAAUAUCCGAAAUCAUUCACAACCCUCAUCUCCACUCGCAGACGCCCAAAUACAAUGACUUCGAAUUCCCAUUCCUUAACAGUAGACAUCGAAGUCGCGUACGAGUUGUCGAUUUCUUCCCGCCAGAGCUUGAGAUGUUCGCGCAUUGCACAAGCAACCCUGCCUGGGACAAGCGAGCCAGAAAUCAAGACCCCAGUAGCAGGAGCAAGUGGGAAUGGGGUUUCGUCUUGCUUCUCGAGGACGCCAAGAUACCCCCGAACACGGUCUCAGAAAAGCUGCGCGUUGUUGUGGGGAAUGAUUCUGCCCAGUACCUGCUAAAUAUGAACGCCCAAGACCUCAAAAGUAACAAGCAGCUACGCAACAAGCUCGAAGAGAAGCUUUUCAUCCUUUGGGGUAAUCUACUCGAACUGAAGACAGAGCUGAGAGAUCGAGGAAGUGACAUGCCAUUACCUCCUGGCGAUAACAGGCUCCAAAACAAGUCGUUCGAUGCCUGCAUCGAGGAGUAUGGCCUGGAAGUGCGAGUCACGGAAAAAAACCCGUCCGGGUAUCAGCGCAUGCACAAACUUGCGCAGACAAAGAUCAUGGGCGAGAUCUAG
Molecule: messenger RNA, 1800 nt
Organism: Parastagonospora nodorum SN15
Lineage: Eukaryota; Fungi; Ascomycota; Dothideomycetes; Pleosporales; Phaeosphaeriaceae
Exons: 3
Coding region: 1-1800 (599 amino acids)
Biological process (GO): regulation of telomere maintenance via telomerase; telomere capping
Cellular component (GO): nuclear telomere cap complex; chromosome, telomeric region
Molecular function (GO): G-rich strand telomeric DNA binding; telomerase inhibitor activity
Source: RefSeq, a predicted model, not a curated record